Jaculus jaculus (lesser Egyptian jerboa) is the source of this 2343-nucleotide messenger RNA. It is a transcript of the gene Pnma2, whose product is annotated as PNMA family member 2. The coding region runs from base 549 to 1616 and encodes 355 amino acids. The record is from RefSeq and is a predicted model, not a curated record. NCBI's taxonomy places the organism in Eukaryota, Metazoa, Chordata, Mammalia, Rodentia, Dipodidae. The transcript has 2 exons.
GACCCGGGCACCAGGGGAAGGGCGGUGCACCCCGGAGCCCGCGCUCCGGAAGUGAAGCGUCCAGACCACCGGUUAAAUGGAUGCGCGGCGGCGGGUCCGCUGACCGCUCUGCGCGCCACGCAGUCAUUUCCGCCCUGCCGUGCUCCUGAGUGGAAGGUCACGCCCCGCUGUUGACUAGGGAGAAACCAGGAGAUGGUGGGGGAAGCCUGAGAACUUCAUGAAGAAAAGCGGUGGUGGUGACAGGAUUACGGACCUACCGGGCCACCGCUGUCGCGACUGAGACGCACCCUUCCACCUCGGGGCGGGGCGGGGGGGGGGCAUCCAUCCAUCCACCAUCUGGUACCCAGCGGUAGGUCUGAAAUCUGAACUGGAAGAGCUCAGUUCUUGCCACUGGCCAGAAACAAGGUACUGGUGUGUUUGUCUGUGGAGUGACCCGGGGGCCGGGGCUAAGCGCAGGAGCCCAUCCCAGAUACGGUCACUGCUCAGUCGGUGAGGACCUGCACCCCGGCUGCGCGCUUCUAGAGUGACAGGGCUCCGGAUUUAGGGCCAUGGCGGUGGCACUGUUGGAGGACUGGUGCAGGAUCAUGAGUGUGGAUGACCAGAAGUCUCUGAUGGUGAUGGGCAUACCAGUGGACUGUGGUGAGGCCGAGAUCCAGGCCGUCUUACAGGAGGCACUGAAGGGUGUGGUCAGCUACAGGCAGCUGGGCAAGAUACUCCGGAAGCAGGACAACAGCAGUGCUGUCUUAUUAGAGCUGCUGGAGGACACGGAUGUCUCGGCGAUCCCCAGUGAGGUGCAGGGAAAGGGGGGUGUCUGGAAAGUGAUCUUUAAAACCCCUAACCAGAACACUGAGUUUCUUGAAAGACUGAACCUCUUUCUAGAAAAAGAGGGGCAGACCAUCUCGGGGAUGUUGCGAGCCCUUGGGCACGAAGGAGUGACUCCAAACUCCACGCCCUGUCUGUCCCCGGAGUUAAUGGCCCACUUGGUGGUGCAGGCGAUGGCCAACGCCCCGCGGCCUCUGAUGCCCCUGAGGUACCGCAAGCUAAGAGUGUUCUCCGGGAGCACCGCACCUGCCCCGGAGGAGGAGCCCUUUGAGGUCUGGUUGGAACAGGCUAUUGAGAUAGCCACGGAGUGGCCGAUCCCUGAAGCAGAAAAGAAAAGGUGGCUCAUGGACAGCCUGCGUGGCCCUGCCCUGGACCUCAUGCGCAUACUGCAGUCGGACAAUCCCUCCAUCAGCGUGCCCGAGUGUCUAGAGGCCUUCCAGCAGGUGUUUGGGAGCCUGGAGAGCCGCAGGACCUCGCAGGUGAGGUGCCUGAAGACCUAUCAGGAGGAGGGAGAGAAGGUGUCGGCCUACGUGCUUCGGCUGGAAACCCUGCUCCGGCGAGCCGUGGAGAAACGGGCCAUCCCCAGGAACAUCGCCGACCAGGUGCGGCUGGAGCAGGUCAUGGCCGGGGCCAACCUCGCCGAGGUGCUGUGGUGCCGGCUGAGGGAGCUGAAGGAUCAGCGCCCGCCUCCCACCUUCCUGGAGCUGAUGAAGGUGAUCCGGGAAGAGGAGGAGGAAGAAGCCGCCUUUGAACGUGAGAACAGAGAGGAGCCAGAAGACAGGGAGGGCAACUGAGCACCAGCUGGGAGACCGCCCCCCCCCCCCCCCCCGCCACCACCCACGCACUCCCGCGGGGCCUGGGGACAUCCCCUUGACCAGGCUAAGCCAUCUACCGUGCAUUUUUCUUUAGUGUAUAGAAUUGAAAUUAGGGCACCGUAGCCAAGUCUCUGUGUGCAUGCGUGCAUGUGAUAGGGUUUCACUCUGUAGCCCAAACUGGCCUUGAACUUGCAAUCCUACCUCCCGAGUGCUGGGAUUACAGGGGUGUCCAGCCAGUAGAGAGCCCGGUCUGUUUUUCUUUCUAAGACAAAAAUACCUGUAGAUGUGUAGACUCUAAAGAGAUUGUUAAUAAAUAACAGGUUAAUCUACAAAAAUACCCCCAAGCACAUCAUAGUUUACCCAAACCAAAAAAAGGAUGAAUUGGUAAUAGGAGGGAGAAUAAAAAGGUUCUAGGAGCUGGGGCGAGGGCUGAGCAGUUAAAGGCCCUUGCUUGAGAGUGGGCCUUCGAGAACUCGCAAACUUGAUAUCCGAAGCCCACGUAAAGCCUGGUGCAAAGGGGCAGCAUCCCAAUGCAUGCACGGCCGCGGGAGGAGCCGCUAGGAAAGUCUGCUAGGUCUCCAGCCGUAGCAGGGACAGCAGAAGCAGAGAGGAGACUCCCAGAGGUUGGCCUCUGGCCUCCACAUGAGCACUGCACCCAUAUAUACACACACAAAUAAUACUAAAAAUAGUGGGAAAAAAAAAUAAA